AUGGCGUUGGUCAACGACCCAAACCAGUUACAUUCCUUAGAAAAUAACUCGCACCAGCAAGGAUCGACUUUAACGUCCGAGAGACCUUAUGUUGAUGCUUUUUUGAACGUCGAGCGUCCAAAAGAUGCUUUCGAUAUAAUUCAGAAUAGAAUGAGAAAAGCAAAGAUUUUAAAUGAAGAAAUAGCAGACUAUUUUCGUGAACGAGCACUGGUGGAAGACCAUUACGUAAAGGGCCUUCAAAAACUAUCCAAGAAGAUACCUGUGACGGAAAGAUCAGCAUUAGGCAAUUUUACGUCUGUCUGGGAAUGUCUUCAUGGUGAACUCAACGAAAUAGCCAGCAUUCAUUCAUCGUUUAUGAAAAAAAUUAAUGAAGAGGUCGAGACACCCAUACGAAACAUAAGUACUUCCGACGAUUGGGUGAAAGUAAAAGAAUAUGAUACCAGUCUAUUAAAAAUAGUCAAGGAGUGGGAGGAGAGAUCGCAAAAAAUGCACAAGCAUAAGAUAAAAAUAGAAAAAUCGGCUGGAAAGAAAUCACAAGCUCUUGAUAAUCAGAGGUUGGACGAUGCCCGUAAGGCACUCGAUGAUACAACUGUUCGCUGGCUAACAAUUGCUGGUGAGCUAUUGCCGCGUUACCAAGCUUUGGAUGAAACGCGAUUACAGAACCUCCAAGAAAGCAUUGUCCGAUUUGAACUUAGUCAAUCGGAAAUUUGCAGACGACUGGAAGAAGUUGCUGACAGAACUAUGAAAGAGGUAACUGAAUUCGAAGUAAAACAAGAAAUCAGUCGAUUCUGUACAACUCGGUCUCGCUCAUUUACAGGGAUUAAUACGGAUGAGUUGACGCCGCAUGCAGGAAAUGGAGUGAAGUUUAACUUUGAUGUGAUGAAACGUAAAUCACGAGCGGUCCCGUCCAUCAGGGAUAUCCACGACUCUUCAUAUACCAAGUUUGAAAAUUUUACAGAAGAACACAAGCCUGAUGAAUCGGUGAGCUCACCUGCGACAAGUGAGCAUACCCGCGAAGUACGAAAAACCGAAAGCAACAACCAAUUGCCAAGAGUAAUAGUCGAUGCAGAAGGCUAUUCCGUUCCACCACCAGAUACGAAACCAUGGGAGACGUCUUCGCAGGGAGUAUCGGAGGGGCAAGAUUCUGACAGUCGAUCGGAUACAACGAGCACAAUGCAGACGGAAAAAAUACACGUCGAUAUCAAGCCAGAAACUAUUCGUGAGCAGGACGAGGAAGAAAAUGCACGAGCCCUGACACGCGUGAAAACACAAUUACUAUCAAAAUCUCAGAGCAGCUUGAACGGUCGACGACAUCGCAGAAGAGAGGGAUUGCGACAUCUUACAGGCUUUACCGACAGCAUGUACUUUGAUUCUAGUGAUACUCCAACAACAUUCGAGCGUAACGGCAGUCAAUUCGGUAGUCCUGAAUCGACGUCACCCACUUCGUCUGAAUUUACAGAUGUCAUGGGCCGUUCCGCUUCCCUCCACUCUGAUGCCGACUCGCCUACUCUGCAAGCCAGUAUAUCCGAGACGCUAAGCGUAAUGUCUAAAGGCGGCGAAAUAGUUAAAAUCCUCAUAACUGGUGAAAUAAACGUUCGGUGCUUGCAUUUUCCAGCACGAGACAACAUUGCGCCAUUCAAACUCAAGAUUGCAAAUCUCGAAACACUCGAAAAGGCCGUGCCGAAUGCAUCGUAUAUGAAACCGGCAGCCGAAGGAACGGGAGAAUUCGAUGUCGACCCGGGUAUGUUGGCUUUGUCGGGUGGUAAACCGGUGACAUUGUUGAAAUAUCAAGUUCGUAGUAAUGUAGAGGACAAGACUGCAUUCACUCCGUUUACUGCUGUGCUUAAGUGGAAAUUUGAUGAAAAGACAACUUCGGUGGUCGUUGCGUAUCGUAAGAACGAAGCAUGUCACCUAACGGGACCAGUGGAGUUUUCAGUCUUGGUACCUGUCAACACAGAAGUAGGCUCGGUACACGCUCGUCCGCUAGGAAACUGGAAUCCAGAGACAAAGAAAAUGUAUUGGCAAAUAGAAGGGUUUGACCUGUCUCAGCCAGCAGACUGGAAGACUAUUGCUGCACAGUUUGAGACUGAAGAACAUGCAAAACCUGCACCUGCAGCAGUGAAAUUUUUAGUAAAGGGACAAUCGUUGAGUCAGAUUGAUUUGCAAUUGGUGACUAACGCUCAAGAGGAGGAUGGUCGACAAGCUGUAAUUUUAGAAGAGGUGGCGCGGCAGGUGUCGAGUGGAAAGUUCUUUGUUGCUCCUUAG
This is a messenger RNA of Paraglomus brasilianum, 2265 nucleotides long. Lineage: Eukaryota; Fungi; Glomeromycota; Glomeromycetes; Paraglomerales; Paraglomeraceae. The record is from the annotation of a GenBank genome assembly.